Molecule: messenger RNA, 2520 nt
Organism: Girardinichthys multiradiatus
Lineage: Eukaryota; Metazoa; Chordata; Actinopteri; Cyprinodontiformes; Goodeidae
Product: transmembrane 4 L6 family member 5-like
Exons: 6
Coding region: 1649-2263 (204 amino acids)
Cellular component (GO): membrane
Source: RefSeq, a predicted model, not a curated record
GGAGUCUGAAAACUAAAUGUUCAAAAGCAUAUUAAGCUGGUUUCCGAUUCAUCAGCUGAAGGUCCCGUCUUUCCUUAUUUGAACGUUCAAGGAUCUAAGGACCGAAACUCCUGAAGUUCAAUGAUCUUAAGACACGAAACAAGCGGCAGCAUCUCUAGAACGUUUUUAAGACCUGGACUCAUAAUUUAUAGUUUAACAAGGUCCAAAGACAGCACAUGGUCCUCAGAUCUGUCUCCAUGUUGGUCCUCAAGUCCAUCCUGGAGAGGUAAUCAUGAUCUGUAGAUAAUAAUCCAUGCAUUUAUCACAGUACUUCUAGAUUACUGUAACUCACUUGAUGCUGGGAUCAGCCAGGCCUUCAGCUUGUCCAGAAUGCUGCUCCUCGUCUUUUAACAGGAACACACAGACAUGAACAUAUUUCUCCACUCUGUCUUCACUCCACUGGCUGCCUGAGCUCCAAAGAAUUGGUUUUAAAAUUCAUCUCUUAGCUUUUAAAUGUCUGAAUGGCUUUGCUCCUCCAUACCUCCCUGAUUUGCUUCAGUCUGAUGUUCAACCAAGGGCUCUUAGAUCAUCUGACCAGCUCCUAUUGACUGAGGAGAUCGGACCUUUUCAGUUCUAGCACCAAACUUAUGGAACAAGUUGCCAUUAAAUAUCAGACAGGCCUUUUCUCCUACUGUCUUUUAUUAUUUGUGUCUUGAUUUGACCUUUCAGUGUCGUUCAGCACUUUGUUUAAACAAUUCGUUUUUAAAUGUGCUUUAUAAAUAAAAUGGAUUGGAUUGGAUCCACUGAUCUGUCAUGAGACAUUUCCUAAAGUCUUCUUCAGACCUGUCUGCAGGUCCAUCCCAUGAUCAGUCCUCAGGUUCGUCUUCAGGCCUGUCUUCAGGUGUCUCCAACAACAACCUGUCUUCCCAGUUCAUCGCUGUGUGAUGGAUUUUCUUAUCAAAGUGGGAGAGAAAUUAACUCAUUAAAAGAGAGUUAUCUUAUAAAUUUAUUCAAAGGCGUUGCAGCGAUUGAAGACCCUGUCACUGAGCUUAGUCAGUGAAGCAGAGCCCAGAACAAGAGUUUACAGACAGUAUUUAAACAGUAUGAGGGUGUUACCUCAACUUAAAAGAGUUUUAGAAAUAUGACCCCCAGACCCUCCCCGGGUCAGAGGUAACAAGGUUAUUUAUGAGGACACCCAUCUACCAUCCCUUGAGAUACAAUCCUUCAGGGAGCGUUGACCAUAAACCUCCUGAUAAUGAAUUUACAGACCAACUCCUCCAGGGUCAGAGGGGAGAGACGUAAGGGAAGUUCAGAGCAUUUAAAAGAAUUUUCCCAUAACAGCUGCACCAAGUUUAGUCCAUCAAGAACCAAGUUUAUCUUUCAGAUAUUAUCAGUUUAUUUAAAGUUUUUGUUUGCAUGUUUAUUGAUUGGUUGUUUGUUGAUGUUUUUGUUUAUCUGUUGUUUGUUGACGUGUUCUGGGCUAUAAACAGAACCAUUGUUCCAGAAAUUGUUCGGGUUUCUUGUGCUCAGACUGAUCUCAAGUCAGGUUUGUCCUCAGUCUUUGUUUUGGUCAUUCUUCCUGUCCUCAGACAGCAGGCGUGUCUUCUCUCAGAUUAUAAAUGAGUCCUUUGUUCCUCUCAGAGUCUAAACCGGGCCAACGGACUUCACGAUGUGCGUGUCAAGGUGUCUACGAUGUGUGGGCGUGUCUCUGGUUCCCAUGGCGAUCAUCUGCAUGCUCUCCAACAUCUUGCUGAUGCUUCCUGAACUGAAGCUCCACUUCCUUUUGGAGGGUCAUGUGACCAGAGAGGCCACCUGGGCCACAGGUCUGUGGGGCUCAGGCAUCUUGGUUUUACUUGGAGCACGAGCCUUCAUCCAGAGCAGCAGGACCAGAGGCUGCUGUGCCUUCAGGAGUCAGAUGUUGUGUCAGUCUCUGUACUCCUGCAUAGGGCUGCUGGCUGCCUCCAGCUGUACCCUGGUCAGCGCCACAGGUCUGUCUCAGGGUCCUCUGUGUCUCUACAAUUCAUCCUCUGGUCUUACCUGGGGCGUCCCCUUGCAGCCCCUUCCUGACAGACACUCGGGGUACCUGUACAACCACACUCUGUGGUCGGGGGUCUGCAUGGCCCCCCACUCGGUGGUUCAGUGGAACGUUGUUUUGUUCAGCAUCAUGGGAAUCACCAGCGCCAUGCAGGCCCUCCUCUGUGGACUGAACAUCCUGAACUCUGGGCUGGGGCUGAUCCUGGGUCAGGGGUUUGGCCACAAUAAGGUCGCUCCAGUUUCAGUAUAAAGCAGUUCGGAUCUUCACAGGAAACCAGCUCAGAUACUUCAAGAUACAAGCACUGAUGCACUUUACCCAACCAAUAACUCUGAAAUCAGCAGUUGGGUUCCAGAGAGUAUAACUUAUUUAUGUCUGUUUUCAAUCAGAUAAUGUUGAUGAUGCUGGAUCAUAUUUACAGAUUUUAUCUGCAGAAUGAAGAUCAGAACGAUAAAGAUGUGUGAAGGCUUUAUUUCUGUAUUUUUUAAAGUAAUAAAGUGAAAACCUCA